Molecule: messenger RNA, 5514 nt
Organism: Clonostachys rhizophaga
Lineage: Eukaryota; Fungi; Ascomycota; Sordariomycetes; Hypocreales; Bionectriaceae
Source: the annotation of a GenBank genome assembly
AUGUCAGCCACAGGUCUCCCCGAGCUGCCAGCUCCUCACUCAGAGCUAGCCAGAUAUAUCUCCGAACACCCCGACGAGCCCAUUGUUGAGAUUCUGAAGCCUUAUCGCGAAUAUGAGGCUCAGCUGCGCACUGUCUACGCUCAAGAUCGUCAGAACCCGAUCCUAGAAGACCCUCAACUCAAUGUCCUUCCUCUGUUUACCGAGGACACAAAACUCAUCACUACUCGUGCUCGAGACUUGGCUAAAGAGUCCGAGGAUGAGAAAUCAAAGUAUAUCAUGCCCUUGCCAGAUAACAAGCGUCGCCCACAUGGCUCUCCUGCUACCGUCGCCAGUCACUCCGAGUUUCAGAAGAACUUUAAUCUCUUCUCGGAGUCUUCGCUGGCUGAUCUCAACUGGGACAAUGUCGUGGCUGCCGGCUCAUCCGUGGUCAACUGUCUGUUGCCCGUGCCGAAGGAGUUCAAUACCACGAAGCGCAAGCUUCGUGAGUAUUAUCAUGAGAAAUUCUGCCCUGCCUCAGAUGUAGAUCUGUUCCUUUACGGCUUGACUCAUGAGCAGGCCAUAGAGAAGAUCAAGGAGAUUGAGCAGGCUAUUCGAGACGCAAUUCUCCACGAGGUUACGGUGGUGAGAACCAAGUAUGCCAUCACUAUUGCCAGUCGCUAUCCAGUGCGACAUGUACAGAUUGUUCUGAGAGUGUACAAGUCUAUCAGUGAAAUUCUAACAGGUUUCGACAUUGACGCUGCCGGAGGUGCCUAUAACGGGAAGCAGGUCUAUGUCACUCCACGGGCAUUGGGUAGUUUCAUCACCCAGAUCAACCACGUUGACCUCUCAAGACGCAGCCCGUCCUAUGAGAGCCGACUCUCAAAGUACUCGCAUCGCAAUUUCGAGGUGUACUGGCCAGAGCUGGACCGGUCGCGAAUCGACCCCACGAUCUUCGAAAGAAGCUUCAGCCGAACCUUGGGUCUUGCUCGCCUCCUCAUUCUCGAAAGGCUCCCAACUACCUCCGCCCGUGAGGCGUACCUCAACAAGAGGCGCGAGGAGCGUGGGAGACCUACAGUGUACCGGAGCUACUACAAUCUCGGUGGCAACAUCAAGGACCACCAUGAGGACGAGAUUGCAGACUGGCUGUCCGAGGAGGUCGUGAGCAACUACCACACCUUCACAGUGCCAUAUGGCCAGAAAUUUCAAGCCAAGAGCAUCGAAAAGCUCUGCUAUACCCGUGAUCUUCUGCUCAAUGCCGAAUGGAACCAGUCGGAAGACCGAAAGGUCUAUCUUCAUCGCCACCCAGCCUUUUUCGGACGUGUUCAAGACGUCAUUGAAGACUGCUGCGGGACCUGUCCCCAGGCAAAGACUCAAGAUGAGAUCGAAGUCGCUGAGAAGGAGGCUGAGAUCUACAUCUCUGGAAAGGUCUCCUUCCUCAUUGAUGACCCUGGAAGGCAGCAGAUCGGCUCGUUCAAUCCCUUGACCGAACAGGAUUGGACUGACAUGGCAUACGUGGGCAACACUGCACGGCUCUGCCAGUCGAUUGUAGAUGGUGAUGUGGACGAUGUCCUCAACUGGCUUUCCCAGCCAGAGGCCGAUGUGAACAAGCGGGAUUACACUGGCCGAUCUGCUCUUCAUUUGGCCGUCAUGGCCUCCACGCCUGAUGUCGUUCGCUGCCUGGUCGACCAUGGCGCACGAUUAACGGCUCGUCUUGCUGAUGGUCGAACAGCUCUGCACCUCGCUGCCUCCAGGGGCCACACUGAAAUCAUCAAAAUAUUGAUGGAGAAGAGCAUUGAGAAUGAGGAAGUCGAAGAGGAGCGCCGCGACAGAAAGCGUUUAGCAGCAAAGGGCAACGCCGAUGAGAAAUCGGGUGCAGAGAAGACUGAAGAGGCUAAGGACGAGAAAGACGAUGAGGAGGAGGAAGAGGAAGCUGAUGAGGACUCAGACGGGGAGCUCAUUGAAAACGAGCAAACCAACACCGACGCACACUCGAUCGUGACAGGUUCGUUUGUCAACAUCAAGGAUGGCAAGGACGCCACCGAUUUGGAUGAUCUUGAUGUCCCAGAUGACGAGCCAGACUAUUACCAGAUCGACGUUCUCGCGUGGGAUGUGCGAUGCUCUCCCCUUCACCUCGCCAUCGCCGGCGGUCAUGAGGAAGCCGUACGUUUCCUUUGCGACUAUGGAGCCGAUUCGAUUCUCCCCGUCAAGUUCUUGUCCAGCAACGACACUGACACAGGCGCAAUUCUCACCCUCACCCUGGCAUUGACACUGCCUCUCGAGCAAGCAAAGUCAAUGGCCAAGUUGCUGCUGAGCCUCGGAGCAGUGUCGUCACAGGCUGAGACGAAUGGAACCACUGCUUUCCACCGAUUUGUCCAGUGCGGUAGGAGCGAAUUGGUCGAUUCUCUCCUCGAGAAUGAUCAGAUGGGUGUGAAGACGGCCAUCAACCAUCUCGUUUUCGCGGGAUACUACUGGGAUGCCAGCGCGAUUUCUCCCCUGCACACCGCCAUCGAGCAAGGAGACUCAAUCUUGAUCCUGAAGAUGCUCAACGCCGGCGCAGAAUCGAACAUUGACUAUGAGUCAUGGCUCAAGGCAGCCAAGGUAUCGCCAACACAGUCGAACAGACUCAGCAACCUGGAGCAGAACAAGCAGAUGUACAACCGGAUGGCCCAACCUAUCAUCACUGCUGUGCAGAACGCCAAUCCCGAGGUGGCGAUUGAGCUCCUUGAGGCCGGGGCUGAUUUCAAUGCUCUAACGCCUGCAACCUAUAAUCUCAUGCAGCACCAGUAUUACCGCAACAAUAACAAGGGCGCUGCAGUCUUGGACGUGGUGCGCAGAUCUCUGAAGACACUGCAGAAGGAACGCACCAAGACUGGCAUUGAGAAGCCCAAGUUGCAGCCCGGAGUCGAUACUUAUCUUGAUGGUCUCAAGCCUGGAACAUACCAGCACCAUGCCGUAUCCAAGCACAUCCAGAAUCUAAAGGAAAACCAUGAAAAGCAAAUAGAGAAUUACGAAGCUCAGCUAGAGAAAAUAAACGCAGCAGAGGGAAGAGAUGAGAAGGAACAGUUUCUCGACGAAAUGAUUGCUGGAUACAUGAAGCUGGAGGAAGCUCUUAUUGCAAAGGGAGCAAAGACGUUUGAACAGCUACAUCCCGACAUCAAGACCGGCAUAACGCUCAACUCUUCGGCGGUUUCCAACCAGGAGCCAACUAAGCCCUACACAUACACCUUCAACUUCCGAGAUAAUGACGGUAUCACAGAGGUGCGCAAGGAAGGCUAUCUCAGGCUUUUGGAAGCGGCCUGGAGUGGCGACAUCGAGACAAUCAAGUCUUUGACCUUGCAAGCAUGGGGAGAAGACCAAGAACAGCCUCCGUUGAAAAUCGCUAUUUCCGACGACAACAAUAAUAGUCCAUUCGGCUUGGCCUUUUUCAGGGGCCACUAUGAGGUUGCCGAAGCCAUCCUCGAGAUUGUCAAGGCUCAAUGGUCGGCCCCUGAGAAGGACAAGGUGCGGUACAAGCUGAACACGGAAAAUGAGGAUGAAGAGAGCUACGAGGAUUCAUGUGCGGAAUCUGAUUCCGAAAAUGAAGAUCCCCAGAUCGUGAGCGAGAAGAUCAACCAGAAGUUCACCAUCGAUGACAUCGGCCAUGUGUCCAUGAAGGUGAACUCUAAUGUCAGACCUCUGACAGUUCUGCUUCAGUGGGUCGGCGUAAGCGGGAGCACACCUCUUCAGCAAUGCUUUGAGAAGGAUAACAUGUCUGGCCUCAAGCUUCUCCUUGAUUGGGCCCAGCGUUGGGCGGCUCACAAGUUCGAGGACUUGGACACCAAUACAGAUGAGCCUUCCGGUGCUUUCGUCUUCCCUCAGAGCGAACUCCAAUGGGCUAUUGAGCACGGGAAGACAGAAAUGCUCGGUCUCGUCAUCAAACGCACGGGUGCAGGAAUUCCGCUCGACCACCUCGUGAAGAAGAGUGGUGUAGAACUACAGGAGAAGCCAAGGUUCUACCAGGGUUUGACUGUCUACGGAAAGAAGAGAAAGGAUUGGGCCACGGCUGGUAGAAACAGUGUCGUCAGAACGAGUGGCAUGAAAACACCGCCUCUUCUUCAUGCAGCCCUCGGCGGCAGUAUCGAGAGCGUCGAAUUCUUCCUCAGCGACGCCCCUCACCGACUGUAUGCUGAAUUUGGGAAAUCCAAAGCUGCAAAGAGCGACUCCCGCCUCACCCACCUCAAAGAGAGCCCCGGCGGGUUUGACAGGGCCAUCUCGAAAUGGCUCGGAGCUGACGACCCUCCAGAGGACCUCGUCAUUCACUGCGCCGUGUUGGCCGAGCCUGGUGAGCCUGCCAACGAGCUUCUUGAAUAUCUUAUCCAAACCUGCCCAGGUGCCGUGGAGAAGAAGUCAACCAACGGCGACACUCCUCUGAUGGUCGUCUGCCGUCUCGGACGCAUCGACUUUGCCAGGAUCCUGAUCCAAGGCAACGCCGACCAGUCCGUCCGCAACUCCAAGGGCGAGAAUAUCAUCCACAUGGCACUGGCGCAGAACACCACUCCGUCCAAGCUCCAAGCUCUCCUGGACCUCUUCGACCCGGAUCUGCGAGCACACCUCUUCCAGCAGCGCAAGAACCUGUCAGAGGCCGGCACGGCCCCUCUGCAGGCAUGGGUCUCCAGGAUCGUGGGCGCCGACGUCCAGACCAACAACCACCGCCGCAACUACUACUACUACAACAACUACUCCGAGGUGGUCGAGCUGCGGCCCAAGGAGGUCCUCGAGACCCUCCAGCUCCUGCUCAGGUACUCCAACGGCCAGGGGCUGGACAUGCUCAACGGAGCGGGUGACACCUGCCUCCACAACGCCGUGAUGAAGCACCACGUCUCCAUCUCCAAGGCCCUCAUCGACUUCCAGCCGAGCCUCCUCUACCGCGAGAACGCCGUCGGCCGCACCCCCGCCGAGGCCGCCUACGACACCCUCACCUCCUCCCAGUUCUCCAAGCCGGGCGACAUCCGCAUGCAGAACACCGACUUCAGCGAGAAGAUCCGCAGGGAGAAGAAGAAGCUCGAGUGGUCGACCCAGUACGGCGACAGGCUCGCCGACCAGGACUCCCUCAAGGCCCAGCUGAAGGAGCUCGGCCUCAGCGGCGACUACAAGCCCGAGCUCCUCCCCGAGCUCCUCGCGGCGGCGGGCGCCGUCGAAGACUGCCAGAUCAAGCGCCUCGAGAGGGACGUCGCCCAGCUCGUCAUCUGGGACAUCUGCAGCACGGCCAUGGCAAAGAACCCCAGCGGCCGCCGCCUCGUCUCCCUCAACGAGGCCAACGACGUGGCCAGGCGGCUGGGCGAGCAGGAGGUCCAGUCGCGGUACUUUAGCGUCAACGCCCGCAACGACGAGGAGGACGAUGAGGCGGAGGAGGGGGCGGACGGUCCGGAUCGCAAGACUCAGGAGGAUUUCGCGGCUUCGCAGCUGACGUCCAAGCUCACUCGGGCCUGGAUGUCGUCUGAGGAGAUGAAGAAGAGGGAGAAAUGUCAGAACUGCAAUAGCGUUCAUGCCGUUUAA